Messenger RNA from Thyridium curvatum, 1617 nucleotides. RefSeq lists its product as uncharacterized. NCBI's taxonomy places the organism in Eukaryota, Fungi, Ascomycota, Sordariomycetes, Thyridiales, Thyridiaceae. The record is from RefSeq and is a predicted model, not a curated record. Gene Ontology annotation, biological process: carbohydrate transport; transmembrane transport. Gene Ontology annotation, cellular component: membrane. Gene Ontology annotation, molecular function: carbohydrate:proton symporter activity. The transcript is spliced from 5 exons. Bases 1 to 1617 code for a protein of 538 amino acids.
AUGGUGUCUGCAGCAAGAUCCCACGCCAGCCGUGCUCCUGAAUCUUCGAGGGCUGUUGAUAAGUGCCAGGCCGCUUACCCGCCUCUACAGACUUAUGGAUACUGCUCCGCUAUCAUUGGCAGCACGAUCGGCCAGCCAGGAUGGUACGAAUACUUCGACUUGCCACCCCAGGGCACAGAGGGGUACGGGUCAAAAACAGCACAGGCCAUUGCCACUGCGAAUGGCUUGUACAGCACCGGAGGAGCUGUGGGUAGCCUCUUCGUUAUGUGGGCAGCUUCGGCUCUUGGCCGGAAACUUUCCAUUCAGAUAGGAGCCGCCUGUGCUGUGCUCGGAGGUGCGCUUCAAGGUGGUGCGGCCAAUUUGGCCAUGUUCCAGGUGGGCCGAGUCAUUUCCGGCCUCGGUAUCGGCAUACUCGUCACUGCCUGUCCCAUGUAUCUCUCAGAACUCUCGCCCCCUCAUAAACGCGGCUGGCUCGUUGGACACCAUGCCAUCUUCCUCGUCUUCGGUUACAUGCUCUCGGGAUGGCUUGGAUAUGCAUGCUACUUCGCGACAGAUCGCAACGCGUCGUUCGCGUGGCGUUUUCCUCUAUGCAUACAGUGCCUGCCUCCACUUGUUCUUCUGAUGACCAGUAUUUGGAUACCUAGAUCUCCUCGCUGGCUGUUGCAAAAGGGCCGGGCGGACGAGGCAUGGCAGGUACUGAAGAACCUUCGCCGGGAUCCGCAAGAUCCCGAUGACAUCUUUGCAAAAGAAGAGCUGUACCAAGUCAAAAUGCAGAUAGAGCUGGAUGCAGCGAAGUUGCGGGCCAUCAAGUGCACACCGUGGACGGCCGUCAUCAAGAAGAAGAGCUACAGGAAGAGGAUGAUCAUAGGAUUUCUCACCCAAUGGGGUGCUGAAUUUGCAGGGCCGCUGGUUAUUAACAACUACUCUGUGAUCCUGUACACCAACCUUGGCCAAACGGGCUCCAUGCCUCUGCUUCUCUCAGCCCUGUGGCUCACCACUGCUGGGGUGAUUUACAACCCUCUGGGAGCCUGGCUGCACGAUAAGGUCAACUCCCGACGCUGGAUGUUCAUGGUGGGGCUCUUUGGGUGCUUGUUCACAACCUCCGGGCUUGUGGGAUGCAUCGCACAGUAUGCAGGCACCGCCAACAAGGCCGGUAACUCUGCUGGAGUGUUCUUUGUGUUUCUCUACCUCGCAUUUCAAGGCACAUUGUGCGAUACUACAAUGUACCUUUAUAUCUCGGAGAUCUUCCCGACCGAGAUCAGGCCGAUCGGGAUGGGAUUCUCACUCUUUGGCCAGUUCGCUUCCACGAUUAUCCUUUUGCAGACGGCACCGAUCGGUAUCGACCAAGUCGGCUGGAAGUACUAUUUGGUCAUUAUUGUAUGGUGUAUUGUCUUCAUACCAAUCGUCUAUUUCUUCUUUCCCGAGACCGCGCGCUUGUCCCUGGAGGAGAUUUCAGCCCGAUUUGGCGAUGACGUGGCCGUCCAUAUCAACGACAUCCCCGAGGCCCAGCGCAAGGAGUUGGACGACUCCCUUCGAAACAAAGAUGUAGUCCAUAUGAAGGAAACCCAGCCUGCCGCAGAGGCGAUCGAGGAUGGCGUUAUCCCCGCAAAGGUUUGA